CUGGCUUUCAUCUACUAUAAAAUCCCUAGCAGCCCUUCAAUUUCUGCUCCAUAAAAUACACUAGUACUCCAUCUCCAUAUACAUGUCCAUGGUGGUCGCUAACGCCACCGCCAAAACCUCAAUCGAAGACGAGACGUCGGGAGCGGCGGAGCUCCGAAGGGGCCCAUGGACUCUCGAGGAAGACACUCUCCUCAUCAAUUACAUCGCUGCCCACGGCGAAGGCCGCUGGAAUCUCUCUGCCAAAUGCGCCGGAUUGAGGAGGACUGGGAAGAGUUGCAGACUGAGGUGGCUGAACUACUUGAAACCCGACAUCAAACGCGGAAACCUAACUCCACAAGAACAGAUCUUAAUCCUUGAACUCCAUUCCAAAUGGGGGAACAGGUCACUUUUAAACAAGUUAUUGAUUCAUUGUUUGCUUAUUAGUUACCUGUAGAUUGCAACUGUGAUCUUAAACCACCAAAUUUUGGAAUGAGAGGAAAAAUUAAUCAUGUCCUUGAUUUUCCUUUGCAUUUUAUUCCGAAUUGAGAAUAUACAACACACCCAAUAUGAAUCCCACAAAAGUAGGGUUCGGAAAGGGUGUGCGCGCACACCUUACACCUACUGUGAAGUAGAGAGACUAUUUCACGAUUUGCUAUGUAUGUUCUUGAAUAUCCAUUAGGAUGGAGGGAGUGAUAUAAUAUUCAUGUUUCGAAUUUUAAUGGGAUUCAAAAAACCCUUAAAUAUGUAGCUAGUUUUGGUUUCCCAUAAUGUUUGUCUGUGUGCGUGACGAUUUGCUAGGUGGUCGAAAAUAGCACAGCAUUUGCCGGGAAGAACAGAUAACGAGAUCAAGAAUUACUGGAGGACGCGGGUCCAGAAGCAAGCCAGGCAGCUCAAGAUCGAUUCGAAUAGCAACAAGUUCAUUGAAGCCGUUAAGAGGUUUUGGAUGCCAAGAUUGGUUAUCGAUAAGAUAGACCAUACUUCCUCUUUGAUGUGUUCUCCUUCUCCAUCUUUUUCAUCAUCUUCUUCUUCUUCGAAGCCUAGCCCGAACGACCCACUUCCCAAACUAACCCCAAACCAUGAAAGUUCAGGAACCCAUGAAAUGGCAAAACCAGAGAACUCCAAGCAGGAAAAUGCAUGCAAUACUUGUGUGGCAACAGGUUAUGAGUCUAGGAGUGUGUUUGAGGAAGACGGGUUCGGCCACCUUGCCACGUCAGCAUUCGACGCUUCCAUGUUGGAAUGCCAGCUGGCGUUUGACGAUUGGUUCGGGGCUGAGGUGGCAGAUUCCUUUUGGAGCAUUGAUGAGUCCAGGCAAGCAGCAGAAGAAGAAGUUGGAGGGGAGUGGGUUCUGAGUUGAAGUCCCCUUUGGUAGGGUGGGUGCAAUGCCAAAAAAGAAAGAAAAAUGAUAGCAAUAGAUAAGAAAGAGUUGCAUGCCAUAUAUCCACUCACAAGUCACAACUUUGUUAAUGAUAGCCACUGGUGAAUGACAGUGGCUAAGGGUAUUUAUGGAAAUGUAAGCUUAUUAUAGUAGACUGGUAGGCCCUAACUGUGACCCAGACUAAACACUUUUUUUGGGUGAUAAAAAAAAACAAAUGUAAAGGGUGUGGUAGACAAAUAAUGAAAUGAUAUUAGGUAU
Messenger RNA from Cuscuta campestris, 1612 nucleotides. Lineage: Eukaryota; Viridiplantae; Streptophyta; Magnoliopsida; Solanales; Convolvulaceae. The record is from the annotation of a GenBank genome assembly.